Daktulosphaira vitifoliae (grape phylloxera) is the source of this 1402-nucleotide messenger RNA. Its product is annotated as probable chitinase 10. The record is from RefSeq and is a predicted model, not a curated record. Gene Ontology annotation, biological process: chitin catabolic process; carbohydrate metabolic process. Gene Ontology annotation, molecular function: chitinase activity; chitin binding. Gene Ontology annotation, cellular component: extracellular region. Lineage: Eukaryota; Metazoa; Arthropoda; Insecta; Hemiptera; Phylloxeridae. The coding region runs from base 87 to 1265 and encodes 392 amino acids. The transcript has 7 exons.
UUUUGAUACUGUAAUAAUAAAUUUUAGUUUAUUUCAAUAAUUGUGCACACUUGUUGUAUAAUUUUAAAUUAAAAUUAAAACUAAUUAUGCUUUUUUUCUCCAAGUUUGUUUUAAUAUGUUUAGUGUUCUAUGUGCCAGUUGGUUACAGUAGCCAGGUUAUAUCAGCCUGCUAUUUUACAGAUUGGUCGAUUUAUAGACCUGGUUACGGUUCGUACAAUGUUAGUGAAAUUAAUGUUUGCGACACUAAGUGCACCCACUUGAUUUACUCUUUUGCUAAAUACAAUAUCGAAAAAAAUACCCUGGAGAUAGUUGAUAUAGGUCAAGGAUUCGUUCCGAUUCUUACAAGCUGCAAGAAGUACAACAAAAAAGUGUUGUUAGCAGUAGGUGGAUGGACUUAUUCCGAGAAAAACUUAAUCCAGCCAUUAUUCAGCAGCCACGAUGUUAUCGACCAGUUCGUUCAAAAUUCGAUCACGUUUUUAACAGAACAUUCGUUUGAUGGAUUGGAUUUGGACAUGGAAUAUCCGAGUUGUUGGCAGAUGGAAUGUGAUGCGACCAGUGGAGAAAAAGAAUCGUUCGCAUACUUGGUAAAGACUAUGAAAUCUGAAUUUAAAAAACAUGGCUUAAUGUUAACAGUAGCUGUAUCACCUAAUCAGAAAGUUAUAGACGUAGCGUACGAUGUGAAAACACUAAAUGAAUAUGCUGAUUGGAUAGGAAUAAUGGCAUAUGAUUACUAUAGUUAUAAUGAUAAAAAAACAGGAUUAGUAGCGCCGUUUAAUAACCAGCCGGAUGAAAAAACAGCAUAUAGUGUGCAAUCAUCGGUAGAGCUUUGGAUUAAUCAUGGAGCUAAACACAACAAACUUGUUUUGGGUAUACCUUUAUAUGGAAAGUCAUUUAAACUAGAUUUAAAAAAUCAAAACGGUUUGAACGCUCCUGCAAGCGGAGCACCGAUUCUUGGACAAUUUACAAAAGAAGCAGGAAUUCUCUCAUUCAUGGAGAUAUGUUUAUACUUAAAAAAAAAUAAUUGGAAUGAAGUUUUUUUGAAAGAUUUGGGUUCAUAUGCAUACAAGCAAUUGGAUUGGGUCGGUUAUGACAACGUUUCAAACAUCAAAAGAAAGGCACAAUAUAUUUUGGAUUUGAAACUAGCAGGAGCAAUGUUUUGGGCAUUAGAUUUAGAUGAUUUCCGUAAUGUGUGUGGUUAUGGUAAGUAUCCACUACUGACAGCGUUCGAUAAAACUGUACAAUGGAAAUGUGACAAUACAUUAUAAAGCAUGAUUUAAAAAUAAGUAUACAUUGAUUUAAAUAACAUUUAUUUAGCUUAAAAAUCACAAAACUAUUCAAUAAAUACAUUUAUAUUCAACAUAACUGUUAAGCAAUAAUUUAAAUAAAUGAUAAUGUUGUCAUA